This is a messenger RNA of Hypanus sabinus (Atlantic stingray), 9473 nucleotides long. Its product is annotated as zinc finger protein 229-like. The transcript is spliced from 4 exons. Gene Ontology annotation, biological process: regulation of transcription by RNA polymerase II. Gene Ontology annotation, molecular function: DNA-binding transcription factor activity, RNA polymerase II-specific; RNA polymerase II cis-regulatory region sequence-specific DNA binding. The record is from RefSeq and is a predicted model, not a curated record. The coding region runs from base 1117 to 2337 and encodes 406 amino acids. Lineage: Eukaryota; Metazoa; Chordata; Chondrichthyes; Myliobatiformes; Dasyatidae.
ACGAUAUAUUUUUCCUGGGGUUUGAAAUGUCUAAUACAUUUAAGGUGAGAGGUGAUGUGAGCGGCAAGUUUGCUUCUUUCCACAGACGAAUGAGUAGCUGGAUGGGGGCCUGGGUGGGGGCGGUGUCACUAAUCCUGACACGUGAUCCCGUUUGCCCCUCCCAUUUAACCGCAGAUGGGCAGCAUCUGCGCGUCUGUUACCGAGGCCCCGCCUCCCGAUGAUGUAACAAUCUCUUCGCGCAUGUUCACAGUCUCCGGCUGGACGGUGUUAUCCUCUCCGCUCAGAGCUGAAGUGGGUCGGCGGUGUGUUCACGAAAGACUUUCGUCUGUUCCGUCGGGAUCACUGUCUGCGGGCCGAAGAUAUCACUUUCCCAUCGUUAGACCUGUGGUGCGAGGUUUAUUGGAAGAAAAACCACAACUGGAUGCAAACCACGACUGAAGACGAGGGAACAGCAACAAGUGAACCAGCCUGAGGACUGAGAGCACCGACUGGAGAGAACCCAUCUGACUCAGUGAUUCAGUCAGGAGAAAGUUUGUUAGACCUGUGGUGAGAGAUUUAUUGGAAGAAAAACCGUAACUGGAAGCAAACCACGACUGAAGACGUGGGAACAGCAACAAGUGAACCAGCCCGAAGACUGAGAGCAUCAACUGUAGAGAACCCAUCUGACUUGGAGAUUCCAGUGAUUCAGUCAGGAGAAAGUUUGGUUAAAACUGAGAAGGAAUUCGUCUCCAGGAAGCUCAAACACGGCACACCUGUUUUGUUGUCUCUGUCUAGAUAUUUAAAAAGUGGAGCAAGGGAUCCAAUUGACCAUCCUUCCUGCUCAGACUGUGGGGAGGGAUUCACUCGAUCAUUUGACCAACUGUCACACCUGUAAUUUACACAGGAGAAAGGCCUUUCACCUGCUCAGACAGUGGGAAUGGAUUCACUCGGUUAUCACAAUUGAAGUUAGAUCAGCAGGUUCACACACUGGACAAGGCCAUUCACCUGUUCUGUGUGUGAGAAGGGGUUCAGUCGGUCUUCCCACCUGUGAAAACACCAAUCAGUUCACACCACACCGGGCAGAGGCUGGUCAUCUGCUGAAUUUCUGGGAAAGGAUUCACUCGGUCAUCUGACCUAAUGGCUCACCAGUGGGUUCACACUGGGGUGAAGCCGUUCACCUGCUCAGUCUGUGGGAAAGGAUUCACUCAGUCAUCUACCCUACUGGUACAUCAGCGAGUUCACUCUGGGGAGAAGCCUUUCACCUGCUCAGUCUGUGGAAAGGGAUUCACUCAGUCAUCCAACCUACAGAGACAUCAGCGAGUUCAUACUGGGGAGAAGCCAUUCACCUGCUCAGUCUGUGGGAAGGGAUUCACUCAGUCAUUUGACCUAAUGGCUCACCAGUGGGUUCACACUGAGGAGAAGCCAUUCCCCUGCUCAGUCUGUGGGAAAGGAUUCACUCAGUCAUCCAACCUACAGAGACAUCAGCGAGUUCACACUGGGGAGAAGCUGUUCACCUGCUCAGUCUGUGGAAAGGGAUUCACUCAGUCAUCCAACCUACAGAGACAUCAGCGAGUUCACACUGGGGAGAGGCCAUUCACCUGCUCAGUCUGUGGGAAGAGCUUCACUCAUUUAUCCAACCUAUGGAAUCAUCAGCGAGUUCACACUGGGGAGAGGCCGUUCACCUGCUCAGUCUGUGGGCAGACAUUCACUAAUUUAUUCAGCCUACAGAGACAUCAGCGAGUUCACACUGGGGAGAGGCCGUUCACCUGCUCAGUCUGUGGGCAGACAUUCACUAAUUUAUUCAGCCUACAGAGACACCAGCGAGUUCGCACUGGGGAGAGGGCGUUCACCUGCUCAGUCUGUGGGAAAGGAUUCACUGAGUCAUCUACCCUCCUGGUACAUCAGCAAAUUCACACUGGGGAGAAGCCGUUCACCUGCUCAGUCUGUGGGAAAGGAUUCACUCAGUCAUCUAACCUCCUGGUACAUCAGCAAAUUCACACUGGGGAGAAGCCGUUCACCUGCUCAGUCUGUGGGAAAGGAUUCACUCAGUCAUCUACCCUACUGGUACAUCAGCGAGUUCACACUGGGGAGAAGCCGUUCACCUGCUCAGUCUGUGGGAAAGGAUUCACUCUGUCAUCUACCCUACUGGUACAUCAGCGAGUUCACACUGGGGAGAAGCCAUUCACCUGCUCAGUCUGUGAGAAGGGAUUCAGUCAGUCAUCUGCCCUACAGGCACAUCAGCGAGUUCACACUGGGGAGAAGCCGUUCACCUGCUCAGUCUGUGGGAAGGGAUUCACUCGGUCAUUCACCCUAAAGAGUCAUCAGCGAAUUCACACUGCGGAGAAGCAGUUCACCUGAUCAGUCUGUGGGAAGGGAUUCACUCAGUCAUCUACCCUACUGGCACACCAGCGAGUUCACACUAGAGAGAGGCCAUUCACCUGCUGAGAAUGUGGGAAAGGAUUCACUCAGUCAUCCCACCUACUGGCACACCUGUCAGCUCAGAAUGGGGAGUGGCCAUUGUUAUGAAUCCCUAGGUUUUGUUUGCUGUGGAGAGAGAGAGAGAUUAAGAAGGCAAAUGUGUCUGACUCGCAGCUUGUUUACAUUGUGUGCAGCUUGUUUAGUUUUAACCGAGGACACAGACACUCAGAGUCAGACUGAGACGAAGGAGGAAAAAUGGAAGGAUCAAAACCAGGGAACUAGUGGCCAAGGGCCACUGUUUGGAAUUUUCCUUUGCCCACAAGUGUUUGCUAAUUAUCGAUUCACCGUACUCAAAUGUGUGGUUGUCACCUCAUUUGAUCCGUAGGAGUGGAUCUGAUUUGGUUUAUCCUGCAGAGACCACUUAUGUGUUAACCCUUGCCUGGCUGUGGUGUGGUAAUUCAUUUGAAGACGAUACCCCUCAUGAUAAGUCACUUCGGGUGAUAAUUAUUUUGUGGAUUUAGAAGGAUGACAGAUAAAAUCUACAGCGACUGUUGGUCUCAUUUUACCACCAUGGAACCUGUGGAAUACGACAUAAUUGCCUUCUCUCAACAUUUACCCUGGAUUACAAAUAUCUCUCUCGUCACCUAUUCUGCGGUUGAACUGAACUUUCAUACUUUACCAUCUCAAGACUCCAACCCUUGUCUCCCCCGAGCUCAAUAGUUUGCGAGUUAUAUUUAUACACAUAACACUCACGAGGAAAUUGCAGAUGCUGGAAAUUCAAACAACACACACAAAAUGCUGGUGGAAAACAGCAGGCCAGGCAGUAUCUAUAAGGAGAAGAACUGUCAAUGUUUCAGGCUGAGACCCUUCGUCAGGACUAACUGAAAGGAAAGAUACUUAGAGAUUUGAAAGUGGUGGGGGGAGUGUGAAAUGAGAAAUGAUAGGAGAAGACCGGAGGGGGUGGGAUGAAGCUAAGAGCUGGAAAGGUGAUUGGCGAAAGUGAUACAGUGCUGGAGAUGGGAACGAAUCAUCGGACAGGAGGCCUCGGGAGAAAGAAAGGUGGGGGGAAGCACCAGAGAGACAUGGAAAACAGGCAAACAAUUAAAUAUGUCAGUGAUGGGGUAAGAAGGGGAAGAGCGGCAUUAAUCGAAGUUAGAGGUCAAUGUUCAUGCCAUCAGGUUGGAGGCUACCCAGCCGGUAUAUAAAGUGUUGUUCCUCCAACCUGAGUUUGGAUUAAUUUUGACAGUAAAGGAGGCCAUGGAUAGACAUAUCAGAAUGGGAAUGGGACAUGGAAUUAAAAUGUAUGGCCACUGGGAGUAGUCUGUUGCUGCUGGUUCAUUUCUAAAGCGUUAUGGUUUGUAACAAAAUGGGGCCUGCACCUGGGAUAUGAACAAAUUUAAGGAUUGAUUUAAUAUGGAUUUCAUUGGGGAAAUCCCUUUUGAUUAAUUUGUGUGUGGAAAAUCAGCAGCAAUGGAUGUUGAUAGAUAUCUGGAAGUGUGAACCUCUCAGGCAUUAGAGGACACCAGAAGGAUUGAGUUGUUGAGUAUUGCUAGAACGUUAAUACUUGCUGAGGUGAAAUUGACAAUGAGGAGGGCACAGAUGCAGAGGAUAAUAGCUGAACAUUAUGUAUCUGAGGGUGUGUUUAAAGUGGAGGAGUUGGAGGUGUUUCCUGAAAGUAAACAUCGUGGGCUUGAGCUCCAGUAGAAGUUAGAAAAAUUGAAGAUGGAGGCUCCGGAAAGGCAGAGGCAGUUUCAGGCUGGAAAGGCAAAAAAACAGACAGAAAAUUCUCUUACAAAGUGUAAUUAAAGGGAAGGCUUAGCAAGCCUAUUCUGCUUUGACAGUAGCUGAAGCAGCUGAUUAUUUACUUAUUUAUGCUGCCCCAAUCAUCGCCACUGGGCUAUAAAUGUGCAGGAGCUGUGUGUGGUUCAGUGUUUUGCUCAAGGACACACAAGCUGCCUCGGCUGAGGCUUGAACUCAUGAUCUUCGGAUUGCUAGUUCACCACCUUAACCACAUGGUCACGCAUUAUGACCACAUAUUAUGACAUAGUGAAAAACAGGCUGUGCUCAAAGCUUACGGGUUGGUCCCAGAAGCAGACAGGCAAAAGUUUAGAAAUUUGAAGAAAUCUAUGAACCAGACAUACAGAAUUUGCUUAUGAGAAAUUUGUGUGUUUUGACUGCUGGUGCACAUCUGAACAUGUAAAUGAGGAUUUUAACAGCUUGAGAGAGUUGGUUUUAAUUGAAGAAUUCAGAAGGUGCGUCCCUUUGGAUGGAGGUUCGGAGUUACUGGCACUACUGUAUACGUACUUAACAUUAUUGAAUGGCCCAUGUUGGUUAGUGUUUUUUUUUAUCUAUUUUUAUUAUUAUAUAUAUUAAUGUCUUUACACUAUUAAUUAUGUACUCUCAAACACUUUGUAUUCAUGUUUCAUUUAUGUUUGUUUAAAACUAAUAACAAGAUUUAAAAAGAGAGCAAGAGAGAAGAAUUGGUCAAAAUUGAUUUGAAAAGAACACGGGCAGGGAUGAAAACAGAACAGCAAUGGCUGGAAUUUCUGGAAGCAGUUUGCGAGGCAUAGGGUAUAUACACAUCACAAAGAGCAAGUAGUAUUCUAAAGGUAAAGUGUCAAAACCGUGGCUGAUAAGAGAAACCAAAGACAAUGUAAAAACCAAGGAGAGGGCACAGAGCAAAAAUUAUUAGGAAGUUAGAGAAUUGGGAAGCUUUUAAAAACAAACAGAAUGCAACUAAAAUAAUUAAGAAGGGAAAGAUGGAUCACAUAGAUGAGCUAGCCCGCAAUAUUAAAGAGGAUACCAAAGUUUUCUUCAGGUACAUAUAUUGUAAAAGAGAGGCUGAAGUGGAUAUCGGACCACUGAAAAAUGAUGCUGGAGAGGUAGAAAUGGGGUGGGGCUGCAUGGUGAUGGCAGAUGAACUGAAAAAGUCUUGUAUGUCACUCUUAUCUCUCGAAGACACUGGCAGGGAUAUGGAAGUCCCAGAUGUCAGUGGUCAGAAUGUGUAAAGUUACGUUACACGGGAGAAGGUUCUUUGGGAAACAGAGAUGGUCUGAAGGUAAAUAGGUCACCUGGACCAGAUGGUGUACACCCCUGAGAUCCGAAAGAGGUGGCUGAAGUGAUGUGGAGGCAUUAGCAUUGAUCUUUCGAAAAUCAUUAAGGAAAUAAAAUCCAAAGAUUUUUCCUUCACUGCUCCCCGUCUCCCAGUUUCACCCAUCACCUACCACAUCUUCCACCCCUCCAACCCCCACACUGCUUCCUCUGACGUCUCAUCUUUUUUGUUCCCAGUCUUGAUGAAGGGUCUCGGCCCGAAACGUCGACUGUUUGCUAUUUCCCAUAUAUGCUGCCUGGCCUCCCAGGUUCCUCCAGCAUUUUGUGUAUGAGUUGCUUGGAUUUCCAGCAUCCACAGAUUUUCUCCUGUUUUUGAUAAAAGCAAAAGCAGGGUCAUGUAAUAUAGCAAGAAAACAGUGGGAAGUGAGAGGAUUGGAAAUCUUUUACAUAACCAACAAGAGACAACAAAAAAAAAACACACACACUCACACACACAGGAAAGACAUGAUGAAAAAUUACGGUAAGUGAUCCAAUAAUAUCAGGUAUCAAAAGUUGUUCAGAUAUAUAAAUAUGAGUAAAAGAGAGGGAAGAGUUGAUACUGUACCACUGGAAGAUGAUGCUGGCGUGUUAGUAAUAGAGCAAAGAAAUCGCGGCCGAAUGUAAUAAGUAUUUUGUGUCAAUCUUCACUGUGUAAGACUCAUGCAGAAUAAUACUAUAAGACAUAGGAGCAAAAUUAGGCCAAUCAGCUCUAUUGAGUCUGCUCCGCCGUUCUAUCAUGGCUGAUCCCGGUUCUCACUCAACCCCAUGCACCUGUCUCCUCGGCAUAUCCUGUCAUGCCUCGACUGAUCCAUAAACUAUUAGCUUUUGCCUGAAAUGUACACACAGAGUUGGCCCCCACCGCCAUUUGUGUCACAGAAUUCCACAGAUUCACUGCACUCUGACUAAAUAAAAUCCUCCUUAACUGCUCUAAAAGGUUGCUCCUCCGCUUUCAGGCUGUGCCCUCUGUUAUGGCUACCCCCACCAUAGGAAAAGGCCUCUCCUCAUCCACCCUAUCUGGACUUUUCCACAUUCGGUGGGUUUCAGUGAGAUUCAAGAUUCAGGAUGAGGUUUAUUACUUCAGGCAUUUGGCUUGAAAUUUGUUGACAGCAGCAGCAGUUCAAUGCAAUACAUAUUCUGGCAUAGAUAAUAAUAAUAAAUGAAUUUAAACAAUAAUCAAACAGCAGUUCAAAGCAAUUCAUAUUCUGACAUAGAUAAUAAUAAACUAAUUAAAACAAUAAUCAACAAGUAAAUCAAUUAUGUGUGAGGAAUAGUUUAUUAAAAUGUGUAAAAACGGAAAUACUGUAUAUUGAGUGUCCAAAGCUUUCAAAGUCCAUUCAGGAAUCGGAUGAAAGAGGGGAAGAAGCUUUUCCUGAAUCACUGAGUGUGCGCCUUCAGGCUUCUGUAUCUCCUACCUGAUGGUAACAGUGAGGAAAGGGCAUGUCCUGGGUGCUGAAGGUCCUUUAUAAUGGACGCUGCCUUUCUGUGAUACCGCUUCCUGAAGAUGUCCUGGAUACUUUGUAGUCUCGUACCCAAGAUGGAGGUGACGAGAUUUACAGCCUUCUGCAGCUUCUGAACACCCUCCACCCACAUUUACUAAACAUAAGUCAGUGCAGGAAUACAGGCCCAAAGCUGGCAAACGCUUCUCAUGCUUAACCCCUUCAUUCCCGGAAUCGUCUUCGUGAAGAUCCUCUGGACUCUCUCCAAUGAUAACACACAUUUUCUAAGAUAGAAGUCCCGCAUACUCUAACUAACGGAAUGUUAGCCUUCAUUGGUAGAGGGAUUGAGUUCAAGAGCAGGGAGGUAAUGCUGCCACUAUACAGGGUACAGGUGAGGCCACACCUGGAGUACUGUGUCCAGUUCUGGUCUCCGUACUCGAGGAAGGAUAUACAGUACUGGCUUUGGAGGCAAUGCAGAGAAGGUGAACCAAUUUGAUUCCAGGGAUGAGGGGGUUAACCUAUGAGGAGAGAUUGAGCGCCUGAGGCUUUUCUCUCUGGGGUUCAGAAGAAUGAGAGGGAAUCUUAUAGAAAUACCCAGAAUUUUGAAAGGGAUAGAUAAGAUAGUAGGAAAGUUGUUUCCAUUGGUAGAUGAGACUAGAACUUGGGGACAUUGCCUUAAGAUUCAGGAGAGAAGAGUUAGGACGGAGAUGAGGAGAAACUAUUUUUCCCAGAGAGUGGUGAAUCUGUGGAAUUCUCUGUCCAGGGAUGCAGUUGAGGCUUCCUCACGAAGUAUAUUUAAGAUACAGUUAGAUAGGUUUUUGCAGAGUAAGGGAAUUAAAGGCCAUAGGGAAAAGGCAGGUAGAUGGAGCUGAGUUCAGCCAUGAUUUUAUUGAAUGGCGGGGCAGGCUCAAUGGGCCAAUGGCCGACUCCUGCUCCCAUUUCUUAUGUUCUGACGUGUGGCCUGAGUAGUGUCUUAUAAAGCAACAGCGUUAUCUCAUUGCUAAUAUAUUCUACUUCACUUUAAAUAAAGCCAGCAUUGCAGUUGCCUUCUUUACCACAGACUCAACCCGUAAAUUAAUCUUCUGGGAGUCUUGCCCAAGGUCCUGGUGGCGUAGUGACGUCAGCGCCGGACUCCGUAACGGAGGUCCCCGGGUUCGAAUACAGUCGGGCCUCUCCCGAGUACGCUUUCCAUCCGUGCCGGAUUGAGUGUUGAGCUCGGAAUUCGACCUCACAAAAUAAAGAAAGAUACUGUGAAAUGUCUGUGUGAGCAGCAGCGCCCCACACAACCUUCCGAUCCGCGCCUUGUAAGGCAUGAAAAUGCCCGACGCUGCCCUGAGUCAGUCCUGAGUCGACGACCUCAUCAUCAUCAUCAUCACAUUUCCUUCUGUACUUCUGUGGCUUGAACCUUCUCCCCAAUCAGAUAACAGUUCACUAUUGUUCCUUUUGCCGAAAUGCACUAUCGUACUUUUCCCAAUAUUGUAUUCCAUCUGCCACUUUCUUGCUCAUUCUUCAAAUUUCUCUGAGUCCUGCUGCAAUCGUAUUGCUUCCUCAGCACUACCAUCACCUCCACCUAUCUUUGUAUCAUCCGCAAACCUUGUCACAAAGCCAUCAGUUCCAUUAUCCAAGUCACUGACAAACUAUGUGAAAAGUAGCGGUCCGAAUACUAACCCCUGAAGACCACAAGUCACUGCUGGCCAACCAGAAAAGGCCCCUUUUAUUCCCACUCGCUGCCCCUUGGCUGUCAGCCAGUCCUCUAUCCUUUCCUGUAUUACUUCUGACUUUUAUCCUGUUAAGCAGUUUCAUGUGUGACACCUUAUCAGAUGCUUUCUGAAAAUCCAAGUAAGUGAUAUCCACUGCCUCUCGUUUGUCCAUCCUGCUUAUGACUUCCUCGAAGAUCUGUAACAGACUUGUCAGGCAAGAUUUCCCUGUACAGAACCUAUGCUGGCUUUGACAUUAUAUCAUUAGUCUCCUAGUACCCCAAAACCUCAUCUGUUAUCAUGACUCCACACUUUCUCAGCCACUGAGGUUAGGCUAAUUGGACUAUAAUUUACUUUAAUUCGCCUUACUCCCUUCUCAAAGAGUGGAUUGGCAUUUGCAAUCUACCUGUCCUCUGGGACCAUGCCAGAAUCAAGUGAUUCUUGACGGGUCAUGACCAAUGCAUCUGUUAUCUCUCCAGCAACCUCUCUCAGGACUCUGGGAUGUAGUCCAUCUGGUCCAGGUGACUUAUCCACUUUAAGAACCUGAGUUUGCCUCAGACGUUUUCCUUUGUGAUAGCAAUGGCACUCACUCCUGUACCCUGACACCCAUGGAUCUCUGGCACACUGGUGGUGUCUUCCACAGACAAGACGGAUGCAAAGUACCUAUCAAGUUCAUCUACCAUCUCUUCCCCAUUUGUACCCCAUGAGCAUCAUUUUCCAGUGGUCCAAUAUCAACUCGCGCCUCCCUUUCGUAUAUUUUAUAACUGGUUGAUAUUAUUGUAUAGUUUGCUGUCAUAAUUCACCUUUCGCCUUAUAGCUUUUAUUUUAAAUUUGCCUGUUGUUAGAUAUUAAA